AUUAAUUUACAUCAUAAAAGAUGUUACCAUAUAUAGAUCACUUAUCAGAUAAGAGCUCUAUAUUCUUGUACACACUUGUCAAUUCAUCUCACGUUUUCUCUUUAGGUGUUAUCAUUGCAGAAACAUAUAUGCUCGCAUGAUAUUAAUUCAUCACAUCAUAUGAAAUAAUAGAUUUAACUUCCUUUCGAGUGAAACUCGUUACACGUUAUGAAGCAUAAACUAAUAAUUGCUACAUUUCUUGGUGUAAGCGGUGGUAUUAUAUUUGGAUUAGUUUUAAAAUAUUGUACUCCACAGCCGUGGUCCCAACGAAAGAUAAUGUAUAUAAAAUUUCCUGGAGAAAUAUUCAUGAGUUUAACAAAUAGUAUAAUACUACCAUUGGUAGUAUCUAGUGUUAUAAGUGCAACUUGCAAUUUAAGCAAGUCAGGUCCUAUUGGAUUAAUGGCACUGUGCUAUUAUUCCAUGACAACCUCGAUAGGAAUAAUUCUAAGUGUUAUAUUGACGCAAAGUAUAAGGCCAGGUAAAUUACUUAACAAUAAAAACCUUACAUCGGAUUUGGCAACUAAACAUUUUAUGACAAUUGAUACGCUUUUGGACUUAUUACGUAAUUUAAUAUCAGACAAUUUAAUUAAAGCAUGUUUUAUGCAGUAUCAAACAGUUUUGAAGGGACCAGAAAAUACGACCAAAGUACCGAUAGACGAAUGGGCUAUAACGCAUCGAGAUAUACCAGGCACCGAUGUAAUUGGUUUGGUAUUUUUCAGCUUGCUAUUAGGUUUAGCAGCUGGCAAGUUGGGUGAAAAAAAUAGGCCUCUGUUAAAUGUUAUAGAUUCAUUUUCUCAAGUGAUGAUGAAUAUUAUGAAUUGGAUAAUUAUGAUCGCACCAAUUGGAAUAUUUUUUCUUAUUCCUGGUAGAAUUUUAGAAAUGACAGAUUUUAGUUUAAUAUUUAAACAAUUAGGUGCUUAUAUAUUAACCGUUUUUAUCGGUCUGAUAUUACAAGGAUUUUUAAUAUUACCAAUACUAUAUUUUCUACUUACACGUAGAUCUCCGUACAAAAUUAUAAUGAAACUAGGUCCCGCCUUUGCAACAGCAUUUGGAACAUCAUCGAGUACAGCUACUGUCCCAGUGACGAUAAAGUGCUUAGAAGAAGUCGGUAUAGAUCCCAAAGUGCUGAAAUUUGUUGUACCGAUAGGUGCUACUAUCAAUAUGGAUGGAAUAGCAUUAUAUGAAACUGUUGGAGCAAUAUUUAUUAUCCAGAUGCGAGGAUUAAAUUUUUCAUUAUUUAAAAUAAUAACCAUCAGUAUUACAUGCACUAUCUCGUGCAUUGGUGCAGCUGGAUUGCCCAGCGGUGGCUACGUGAUGUUAAUAAUGGUACUAAAUUCUAUUGGAGUCCCAGUUGAUGAUAUCGCAUUAAUUAUUGCUAUUGAUUGUUUCGUGGAUCGAUUCAGGACAACUAUAAAUAUUAUUUCCGACGCUUUAGGAUCUGGUAUAAUAUCUUAUUUACUUACGAAUAAAUACAAGCAAUACGGAAAUACGAUGUUUGCGGAAACGCAAUCGUUGACCAAGAUAGUGAAAUAAAUGGUGUACAAGUAAAAUAAUAUAUUUCAAUAAAAAUAUGACGUCGGAGAAA
Messenger RNA from Vespula pensylvanica (western yellowjacket), 1624 nucleotides. RefSeq names its product excitatory amino acid transporter 3-like. Bases 208 to 1572 code for a protein of 454 amino acids. The transcript has 8 exons. Gene Ontology annotation, cellular component: plasma membrane. NCBI's taxonomy places the organism in Eukaryota, Metazoa, Arthropoda, Insecta, Hymenoptera, Vespidae. Gene Ontology annotation, molecular function: L-glutamate transmembrane transporter activity; glutamate:sodium symporter activity; neutral L-amino acid transmembrane transporter activity. The record is from RefSeq and is a predicted model, not a curated record. Gene Ontology annotation, biological process: L-glutamate transmembrane transport.